Syzygium oleosum is the source of this 2834-nucleotide messenger RNA. RefSeq names its product U-box domain-containing protein 32. The record is from RefSeq and is a predicted model, not a curated record. The transcript is spliced from 9 exons. Lineage: Eukaryota; Viridiplantae; Streptophyta; Magnoliopsida; Myrtales; Myrtaceae. Gene Ontology annotation, molecular function: ubiquitin-protein transferase activity; ATP binding; protein kinase activity. The coding region runs from base 235 to 2655 and encodes 806 amino acids. Gene Ontology annotation, biological process: protein phosphorylation; protein ubiquitination.
CUUGCGUUUCCGCGGAGCAGGAGAAACAGGUCCACCCAACUUUGAAAAAAGCUUCUCUGCUUCUUUUUUUCUCUGCUGGAAGAGGCGGCGAUGCCUCCGUCAGUACGGUGACGCGGCGGGGUCAAGUAGCCGGCCGGACCUAUCCGUCGUUGCGUCACCGGCGGGGAAAGCAACCGAUCGAAUCCGCACCAUCGGCGGCUUCCCCCCACCCAAUCCGGACCUCGACGCGUUCGGAUGGGACGCGUCGGGGAGAUCGAGGCGGAGGGCGGCGGGUGCGACGCCGCGGCGGCGGCGGAUGACGACACAGUCUUCGUCGCGGUGGGCCGGAACGUCGAGGAGUGCAAGGCGACGCUGCGCUGGGCGGUGCGGAACUUCUCCGGGAUGCGGAUUUGCUUGCUUCACGUGCACCAGCCGAUGAAAAACACCGAGCUUGCCGCCAAUAAACCAAAACAGUGUGCAGUUCACGAUUUGCAUGAAGUUGAGAUGCAAAAAAUGCCUGAAGUUCUUAAUGAGUACCUCGUGUUUCUUGCGCAGGCAGGAGUGGUAGACUCGGAUAAAGUUUGGAUCGAGACGGACAGCAUUGAGAAGGGAAUCCUAGAAAGUAUUUCUCAAUACAAUAUUAGAUGGCUUGUGAUGGGAGCAGCGGCUGAUAAAGACAAUUCCAAAAAUUUGACCAGGUUGGACUCCAGAAAAGCUGUAUUUGUUUGCCAGAAUGCACCGGAUUUCUCUCAGAUUUGGUUCAUUUGCAAUGGUUGCCUCAUAUACACAAAGCAGCCAGAAUGCUUGAAAUCAGAACGUCCAACUUUUAAGCAAAAAUCUCUUGAUCGGCUCAUGAAUCCAGAAUGCAGGAUCAUUCAGCGAUCAAGAUAUGGGGAGUUCAGCAUUGAACAAUUGGUUAGGAGUUCUAGCAGAUUGAAAUUGUCUGACGGGUACAUUGAUAAGAGCGAAGAUGACAGAGGACCACCGCUGAGAAGGCUCAGGUCACAGUGUUUAGAACAUCCAGCUAGCACAUCAAAAUCGUCUUUGCUUGGAUGUGAGAACAAGAAAAUUCAAGGGCAACCUGCUGGAGACCUCUAUUUUAGAUUGGAACAGGCAAUCAUGGAUGGUAAGAGUUCCAGGCGACAAGAGUUUGAGGAGGCAGUGAGGCGAUGGAAGGAGGAAGACAAUGCACUGGAUGCUAAAAUGAAGGCCCGAUCAGUGGAAAUUUUAUAUAAUAAGGAGGUGAAUGUAAGAGCAGAGUUGGAGAAAAUGCUGGGAAGCAAAAGACAAGAAUCGGAUAUGGUGAAAAACCAGUACCAUGAGACAACAAGAGAACUCCUAACAGUUCAGGAACAGAACUCAAUACUUGAGAAACAAGUUCAAGAAUCCAAGUUAGUGGUGAAGGAGCUGGAGGAGAAGAUCGUAUCAGCUGUAGAACUCUUGAUCACUUUCAAGGAGAGACGAGACAAACUACGUGUAGAGCAUCAAGAUGCCCUGAAGCAUGUACGAGAUCUGAGGAGAUCAGUACUAGUUGGAACUUCAAGCUUGUGUGGCCCACAGAUCCUCUCCUUUUCUUUUGCUGAGAUCAUUGAGGCAACACACAAUUUUGACCCAUCUCAAAGGAUUGGGGAAGGAAAAUAUGGAACUGUUUAUAAAGGCCUACUUCGACAUUUACAUGUCGCCAUAAGGAUGCUGCCCUCUUUUGGUUCUCCAGGAACAGUGGAUUUCGAACAUGGGGUAGAGGUGUUAAGUAGGGUGAGGCAUCCAAAUUUGGUCACACUUAUCGGAACUUGUCCAGAAUCUCAGUCACUUGUAUAUGAGUACCUAAAAGCAGGCAGCCUCGAAGAGCGCCUUUCACGCAAAGGCAAAACUGCCCCACUUCCAUGGAAUAUUCGAACCCAAAUUGCCACUGAUAUUUGCUCUGUUCUUGUCUACCUUCACUCCCAUAAGCCUCCAAUUAUUCAUGGGAAUUUAAAACCCUCCAAAGUCCUCCUCAAUGCCAAUUUUGUGGCCAAAGUUGGCGACCUUGGCAUCUAUUGCUUAGUUCCCAAGUAUGAAAAUUCUAAGAUCACUAAAUCAGAUGCUGAGAGUGAUUCUGAGGUCAAUUCACCUUACGAGGAUCCAGAAUUUUUAGUGAGCGGACAGCUUACUCCUGAAUCAGAUGUGUAUUCUUUUGGAAUCAUCUUGUUACAGCUUGUAACUGGAAGAUCAGCUUUAAGUAUUGUGAAAGAUGUGAAAUGUGCACUAGACAACGGAAAUUUCGAUAAAGUAGUCGAUUUUUCAGCUGGGGACUGGCCACUCGAUCAAGCCAAAUGGUUGGCCGAAUUGGGCUUAAGGUGCUGUGAACAGAACAAGCUGGACCGCCCAGACCUUGUAUCGGAAAUUUCCAGCGUGAUUGAGUCAAUAAGGGCUUUGUCUAUUGAAUCAGCAUCAACUUCUCGUUCGAAGGAGCCUGGCAAAACACCCUCUCAUUUUGUCUGUCCCAUUUUACAGGAAGUCAUGAAAGAUCCACUUAUAGCGGCUGAUGGAUUUACAUACGAAGCAGAAGCAAUACAGGGAUGGUUGCACAGCGGUCAUAACACUUCACCGAUGACCAAUCUUGAGUUGGAGCACAACAACUUAGUCCGGAACCACGCCCUACUCUAUGCUAUUCAAGAAUGGCAAGAGCUACUGUAAAAUCUUUCCUCCUUCAUGUACAUCGACCUAUCUGACCAAAAUCUUCUCAUUCGAUCCCUCGGGCCUCGAUGCGAAUUAGUUAUACUGAUUUCCCUAAAUAUCUUGUUGUACAGAGCAAAGAAUUCUUUUACUUCCACCAAUGGGAUAGUUAUCAUCCAUCAGUUGUCAAGUUCUCCUCA